This is a messenger RNA of Brachypodium distachyon (stiff brome), 1375 nucleotides long. RefSeq names its product BTB/POZ domain-containing protein At1g21780. The transcript has 4 exons. NCBI's taxonomy places the organism in Eukaryota, Viridiplantae, Streptophyta, Magnoliopsida, Poales, Poaceae. Bases 79 to 1086 code for a protein of 335 amino acids. The record is from RefSeq and is a predicted model, not a curated record. Gene Ontology annotation, molecular function: protein binding.
UGACUGAACUGACUGGGUCAUCUCAUCCCCAUUUUGCUCCUACUCACCCAAAGUCCCAAAGGCAAGGCUCCGGCGACGAUGAGCGGCGGCGGCAGCCUGAGCGGGCCGGACUCCCGGGUGGAGACCAUCUCCCGCCUCGCGCAGUGGCGCAUCGACACCUUCGGCCCCUGCUCCUACCGCCGCUCCGACCCUUUCAAGCUCGGCAUCUGGAACUGGUACCUGUCGGUGGAGAAGAGCCGGUCCGUGUACGUGCGGCUCUUCCCGGAGCCCGGCCGGCUGGCCAAGGAGCAGCCGCCGUUCGCCCGCUUUCUGCUCCGUGUCUCCUGGGCCGGACCGCCCCGCCGCUCCAGCGUCUCCCCAGUUAUCGAGCAGCUUCUCCGAAGCAGCGAUGAUUUUGUGUGGCAAGUCGAUGCGAUGUCCCAUGGGCGCUUUACGAUCGAUGUUGAGUUCUUGGACCUGAGGAUAGCCACCAACAAUGGUACUGAAUCAUCUUCAUCAAUCUGGCCAAAUGAAGGCAUGGUACAGAAAGUUGCUAGCAAGAGCACUCUCGGAUCCCUCUCCCGCAUGCUCACAGAGUCCAUUCAUGCCGACGUUACCAUAAACACGACCGAUGGUGUCCUAAAGGCGCACAAAUCGGUGCUUGCGGCGUGUUCCCCCGUGUUCGAGAGCAUGUUCCUGCACGACCUCAAGGAGAAGGAGUCAUCAACGAUCGACAUCAGCGACAUGACUGUGGAGUCGUGCUCGGCGCUCCUGGGUUUCGUGUACGGGACGAUCGAUCAGGAGCAGUUCUGGAAGCACCGGGUGUCGCUGCUAGGCGCGGCGAAUAAGUACGGCAUUGCGGAGGUCAAGGCCUGCUGCGAGGAGAGCCUUCUGGAGGACAUAUGCUCGGCCAACGUGCUGGAGAGGCUCCACGUGGCGUGGCUGUACCAGCUGGAGAAGCUGAAGAAGGGGUGCCUGGCUUACCUGUUUGUGUUCGGCAAGAUCUAUGACGUGAGGGACGAGAUCGACGGGUUCUUCCACCACGCGGACCGCGAGCUGAUGCUGGAGAUGUUCCAGGAGGUGCUCAGUGUGUGGAAGCCGAUCUGAGCUCUCAUCAAGCCAGAGAAAAGGUUCUGCCUGGUGGUCAGGCAUGCUUGCCCUAGCUGAAGCUACUGCAGCUAGUUUGCUGUAUAUGUAAUGUAAUGUGCUGCUCGUAUAGAGAGGAAGCUGAUCUGGGCAGGUUGUGUGUAAAAAUUUGUGAGGAACUUGCAGCAGUAAGCCAGUAACAGUACUUUGCUUGUCCAGCAUGGAGUCCUAAAUCCUGCUGUAUAUGUAUUCUAGAUGUGAAACAAAAAAAAAACUACAGCAUAUAUUUAAAGAAAAUGUCCUUGGAUCA